Messenger RNA from Epithele typhae, 2037 nucleotides. RefSeq names its product aspartic peptidase domain-containing protein. The record is from RefSeq and is a predicted model, not a curated record. NCBI's taxonomy places the organism in Eukaryota, Fungi, Basidiomycota, Agaricomycetes, Polyporales, Epitheliaceae. Bases 1 to 2037 code for a protein of 678 amino acids. Gene Ontology annotation, molecular function: aspartic-type endopeptidase activity. Gene Ontology annotation, biological process: proteolysis. The transcript is spliced from 6 exons.
AUGCUUCUUCUCCCGCUCUCUCUCCUCGCUCUCCUCGCACAAAUCGCGCACACCUCCGCUCUCGCAGUUCCCCCGUCUCAUGGACUUCCCACCCGCCGUUACGCGUUCACCGCGCGCGCCCCGCAGUCCUCACACCACCCGGUCUCCGCCGCGCGGCUUUCCGCCGUCUCAAGCGCUGGGGAGGACACACCAAAGGUCUUCGACUACGGCUUCACCCGUGCGGACGACCAGAUCUACACCUGCACCAUCCUCGUCAACGGCGUGCCCUUCCAAGUCUUGCUUGAUACCGGCAGCGCCGACUCGUGGAUCGACCCGUGGUCGGUGGGUGGGGUCGAGAUCCCAGACCUCGUCGAGACUGGGGUGAAUUCGUCUACGGUCUACGUCGAUGGGUCCUCGUCAACGGGCCCGAUUGUACUGGCUGAUGUGACCUUUGGGCCGUUCGUGGUUAGGAACCAGGCGAUCACUCUCGCAUACGGAGCGUCAGGUAGUUCGGUAAAUCCCGGCUUCUCAAAUGGUCUCCUCGGACUGGCGGGAGGUGCGGCGUCAAGCGUGUUUCACCAGCUCGAGAACACGACAUGGGCCGAGAAUGGGGCACCGAUCAUGUACAACCUCUUCUCCCACCAACCCGACCUCGCACCGUAUUCCACCUGGCUUCCGUCUCAUACGGAUAUUGGGCUGGGCGACGGAGGUGUCCUCACCUUUGGUGAAGUCCUCGCGGACAAGACCGCUGUCCUGGAUGCCCCGCGGAUGGAUAGCGUUGUGCCCAGCGAGUGGACGGUGCUCAUGGACGGCAUCUUCGUCGACGGAAAGUUCCUCACAGGCCAUUCGAACAACUCGGAGGCGUUCAAGAACCUAGGAGUGGUUGUCGAUGACGACCAGACGAUUGCGACAUUCGACACUGGCACGUCUUUCAUCCGCGCCCCCGACUACUACGUCGACGCCAUCUUCGGCUCGAUCCCGAACUCGCAACGCAUCGUCGACGAAGGCGAGAUCCUCUACGAGGUCCCCUGCGACACCAGGCUCAACAUCUCCUUCGUCUUCGGCGGGAUCGCCUACCCCCUCGACCCCGCCGACGCGCACCGCGUCGUCGUCUGGGAUGACGGCGAGCUCGUCUGCCUGAGCUCCUUCAUCGGCGGCGACAACUUCGGUCGCGACUGGCUCCUCGGCGACACCUUCCUCCGGAGCGUCUACUCGCUCUGGUCCUACGGCGACGGCCGCGACGCGCUCGCGCCGCCGUCCAUCCAGCUCCACACCCUCGUCGACCCGGACGCCGCGUACGCUGCCGCCGCCACCGCCCUCCGCGCGCGCGCGCUCGCCUUCGCGGCCGACUUCGCGUCGACGCGCGCCACGCCCGUCCCCGCCGCGCCCGCGACCGCGCGCCCGGUCUUCACGGGCCCGCACGCGCUCGCGACCGCGAGCCUGACGCGCGCCGCGCUGCACACGGCGUUCCCCGCCGCGGAGGCGCUCCCCACGGAGGACGACGACGAAGACGAAGACGAGGAAGAGGAGGAUUGGAGCCGCGCGCACGUCAUCGCGGGCGCGCUCGGCGGCGUGCUCUUCGUUGGGCUCGUCGUCGUCGGGGCGGCGCGCUCCGCGGUGCGCUGCGCGGACGAGCGCGCGCGCGCGCGGGACCGGGGCCGACGCGCGUGGGAGUACCUGCCGCUCCGCGCACACUCGGCGAGCCGGGAGGGGUUCGCUGGUGAGGACGAGAUUUACGGUGCGGCGGACGUGGAGGAGGAGGAGGGGGGGUUGGGGGUCGCGUACGACUCGGACGCGGAGAGCGUGAGGACGGGGAUGCUCGAGGCGUACGCGGCGCGGUGUCGAGUUCAAACGUUCAUGUACCAUGAGCUUCGCGCCUGCAUCAAGUCUCGGACUUGGCUCUGGGCUUCGGAUGCACGGGAGAGUGAGGGAGGCGUGGGCAAGGCGUGGACAGCAUCGAUAUCGCGCUCUUAUUAUUGUGGUCCCAUCAAAGCGCAGCAACGUCACACUGUCUCGGGUAGCGCUGUCACGCAGCGCCCUGCUCCCUCCUGCCCCUGA